ACGUCACUGACCAACGGUGACGUCACACUGACCAAGCUCGAGACAAGUUCGAAAGAUCGGAUUGCACAAGUUGCCUCUGCCGUGUCUUCCGAACAUGGCCAAGAACCAACGGGGCAUAAGUCCUUCGGAAAGGGGAAUGUUGUGGUGGUGCAACAAGGCUACAAGUCCUAUGGCUCCCGCAAGAACAAGGUGCCGGUACUCGAAGGCCUAGAAAUGAGAGUGCCACAGGGUGCCAUCUACGGUCUCCUAGGUCCGAGUGGCUGCGGCAAAACCACGCUGUUGGGCUGCCUGGUAAAUCGCCUGCGGUUAGACAAGGGCGAAAUCUUCCUGUAUGGGUAUCCCCCGGGCUCCCCCAGCGCCGCUGUUCCGGGGCAUCGGGUCGGAUACAUGCCACAGGAACUGGCUCUCUACCAAGAAUUCACGAUCGUGGAGACCCUUCGCUACUUCGGCAGGAUCCACCAGAUGUCCUCAGCCAUGAUCGACAAGAGGACGAAAUUCCUCGUGUCCUUCCUUGACCUGCCUGACCCCACGAGGCUCAUUAACCAGCUCAGUGGAGGACAACAGAGGAGGGUUAGUUUCGCUGCCGCCCUACUACACGAACCCGACCUCCUUAUACUUGACGAACCUACAGUCGGCGUUGAUCCCUUAUUGAGGAGCAGUAUCUGGCAACACUUGUUGGAAGUUUGUAAGUCUGGCCACACGACCAUCAUCAUCACCACGCAUUACAUCGAGGAGGCGAGACAAGCGGACAAGGUGGGUCUAAUGCGCGGAGGGAGACUGCUGGCUGAGACCUCCCCCUCAAGUCUCAUCACCCACUUCGCCAUCCCGAGCCUCGAGGACAUCUUCCUCAAGUUGUGUCUCGUGGACGGAAGCGAGGACGAUCUCCACACUGGCAAGAUCAACAAAGGAUUUGAAGAUGAGAAAGGGAUUUCGUCAUCCACUCCUUCCGUGCUGCCAGGGUCACUGCCUUCUGCUAGGGGCGUGACCUCUGACCUGAAGGAAGUCCUCACUCCUUCAGGGCAUAUUAUCCUGAAGGAUUCUGAGGAAGAGAAAAUUUUGAUGUCCCCUUGGGUGCAGACUUCGAAGUACGAGAGGGUGUUCUCUCUCUAUCGCUUCUCUGCCCUUCUCCUCAAGAACUUUAUUCGUCUCUGGAGGAAUAUUGGGUUCCUUCUCUUCUCCUUCCUCAUGCCGCCUCUGCAGACGGUUCUCUUCUGCCUCACGGUGGGAGGGACGCCCUACGACCUGCCCAUGGCUAUUGUAAACGAUGACACCGGCUUUCGCAUACCCAUUACUCUGCCACCUUUACCCAGCGACUGGCCUACCCUCCCACCGUCUCUGCCACCUCUGCCUUCCGCGUGGCCUAACCUUCCGUCGUCCCUGCCACCCCUGCCGUCCAAUUUCCCGCCUCUGCCUACUGUCAAAGCUUCUAAACUCUACAUCGACGAAUUAGACUCGAAGACUAUACGUAAGACGUAUUACAACUCUUUCCAAGAAGGGUACGAUUCGGUUAAGGAUGGGCGAUCGUGGGGUUUGAUCUACUUCAACGAGUCAUAUACUAAGAGUCUCAUCUAUUCCGUGACUGACAUUGGCGACUUGCCCCCCCAGGACAGGAACCAGAGUAAAAUUAAGGUGUACAUGGAUAAUACCAACAGCCAAAUCUCGGCCACACUGGGCUACGAACUGCUCACUUCUCUGGAAAGAUUCUUGGUCGAUAUUGCCGAACUGAUUCCCGAUUUCGAUAUCAAUAAGAUCACAUUUCCACUGGAGUUCCAGAAGCCGGUCUAUGGGACAGGCAGCACGUCAUUCACAGAAUUCAUGGCGCCGGGUGUCAUUCUUACAAUCACCUACUUCAUGGCAGUGGGUCUGACGGCUCUCUCCUUCAUCAUAGAGAGGAAGGAAGGGCUUCUAGACCGCUCUUGGGUUGCAGGUGUUCAGUCGAGUGAGGUCAUGUUGGCUCACCUGACGACGCAGAUGAUGGUGAUGCUCGUGCAGAUUGCCCUUAUCCUGGUGUUCAUGUUCCCGGUGUUCAAGCUGCCUUGCGAAGGGAACAUGUUAUGGGUCGUUCUGCUUUCUAUUCUCCAGGGAUUCUGUGGAAUGACUUUUGGUCUGAUGACGUCAGCGCUGUCCAAUGAUGAAAACACGGCGAUCAUGAUGGCAUUGGGCAUAUUCUACCCCCUGCUGCUCCUCUCGGGCAUAGUGUGGCCAGUCCAGGGCAUACCUAUUGCUCUAAGAUACGUAUCCUACAUCCUCCCUCAAACCUACGCCUGUGACGCUAUCCGCGCGGUGCUCUACAAGGGCUGGGACAUCACUUACCCUACAGUGUACCUCGGAUACAUCAUCACCAUCGCCUGGCUCUUCGUGCAUUUGGUUAUAGCGGAAGUGGCUAUUAGAAUCAGGAAGUAGCGGUGGUGGUGAAUGCAUAUGUGCUGUUGGUGGGUGUUUGAGACUGGCACGCACACACACACACACAGACACACACACACACACACACACACACACACACACACACACACACACACACACACACACACACACACACACACACACACACACACACACACAUAUAUGUGGUCCCCGGUUCAAUUCCCCGCCGCGGCAGUCGUAAAAGUGCCUGCGCUCUGACUGCUGGCUCGAGACCGAGAAGACGACAUGUCGCCUUGAGGAGUCAAACGCAGGUGUCAUAAGUGGCAUAAGUGGCAGUGCGCUGAGCUGCGGUUGAUGAGGAAGGGCAUCCAAUCAGGCAAGGGUGGCACUGCCAUGUAACCUCUCAAUUGUGAAUUGAGAGAGGCCUGUGUCCUGCAAUGAACUGAAUGGCUGUUGAAAAAGGAAAAGAAAAAAGAAAAGA
Molecule: messenger RNA, 2845 nt
Organism: Penaeus monodon (black tiger shrimp)
Lineage: Eukaryota; Metazoa; Arthropoda; Malacostraca; Decapoda; Penaeidae
Product: ABC transporter G family member 20-like
Exons: 17
Coding region: 214-2403 (729 amino acids)
Biological process (GO): transmembrane transport
Cellular component (GO): membrane; ATP-binding cassette (ABC) transporter complex
Molecular function (GO): ABC-type transporter activity; ATP binding; ATP hydrolysis activity
Source: RefSeq, a predicted model, not a curated record